Messenger RNA from Cryphonectria parasitica EP155, 979 nucleotides. RefSeq lists its product as uncharacterized. NCBI's taxonomy places the organism in Eukaryota, Fungi, Ascomycota, Sordariomycetes, Diaporthales, Cryphonectriaceae. Gene Ontology annotation, biological process: formaldehyde catabolic process. The transcript has a single exon. Gene Ontology annotation, molecular function: S-(hydroxymethyl)glutathione synthase activity; zinc ion binding. The coding region runs from base 4 to 567 and encodes 187 amino acids. The record is from RefSeq and is a predicted model, not a curated record.
AAAAUGGCGCCCUCUCUUCAUCCACUUAUUGACAAUGGCCUCACCAAGGGCAACGCCAAUUUCUCCGGCGGCAAACUCUACUGCAAAUGCUCCAGCAUCCCGGUGGAAGUCACCCUCUCCUCCAACGUCGCGCACAACCACGCCUGCGGGUGCAGCAAAUGCUGGAAGCCCCAGGGUGCCCUCUUCAGCGUCGUGGGCGUCGUCCCGCGCGACAAGGUCAAAGUCACCGCCGGGCAGAACAAACUGCACAUCGUAGACAAGAACGCGGUCAUUCAGCGCCACGCCUGCCAGGUGUGCGGGGUGCACAUGUUUGGCCGCAUCGAGACCGACCACCUGUUCAAGGGGCUCGACUUUGUGCAUGUCGAGCUGUCCAGGGAGACAGGAUGGCAGGAGCCGCAGUUCGCAGCGUUUGUGAGCUCUAUUAUCGAGCAGGGGUUUGAUCCCGACAAGAUGGGCGAGGUGCGUGGUGCGCUGGAGAAGAAGGGACUGCCGACGUAUGAUGCGCUCUCGCCGCAGCUGAUGGAUCUUAUUGCUACGUGGACGGCGAAAAAGGCGGGGAAGCUUUGAUUGCUUACAGAGGAGAAAACAUCUUGGAUCAAGAGCGCGAGUUUGGUGAGCAGAGAAGGAUGCUAUCGAACGUUGAGAAGCGGAACCUCGGGUGGCUAGGAGUUCAUUAUCAAUCAUAACUAACACGCUUUGCCCGUCACCCAUCUAUCGUCUGCUAAAGUCACUUGCGUUUGCUGGCCAACGUCCAUCCUCUCAGCACACAGAAGACAAUUAUCUCAGCAAAUUCUCAAAGCCUCAUGCCAUUCUGAAUCGAAGCUUCGGGUAUAUCGUGGAAGAUGUGCUUCAACAGGAGUGGAGGACACAAUUUUCUCGCCAAAGAUCGUUGCAUUACAACUGCUCAUUUUCAUCCAGUAUGGAUCAAUUGAAAUCGCUCGCUAUCUAUGCUUUAUCGCAAUGUGAAAGUAUGCACCGC